AUGUCUCUCCAUCAUCCGAGUCCUUCCGUAGAUAACAAUGCUUCCCGUAUGCAAAGGAGAUUGAAUACCUUGUAUUCUCAUCUUGUGAUGGCCUCUAAUUUCUCCCCGAUCAAUGAUUUGGGAAUGAUGAAAAAUUAUCAUGACGAAAUUAUAGUGGAAAAUAAUAAGACAAAUGCAGCAGGUGGAAAGGAAAAGACUACAAGUAUUCUCAUGAAUAAAUUUCCAAAGGGAAUGAUUGAAGAGAGUGAUUUCAAGAUUGUACAAGUUGACUUUGAACAACCAUUGGCAAGUGAAGGUGAUUGGAUUGUCAUUAAAUUGUUACAGUUGAGUGUUGAUCCAUAUAUGAGAGCAAGAAUGGCUCCAAAAACUCCAAAAGGAUAUUUUCCAGCAUUCAAAUUGAAUGAACCAUUGCAUGGUGGAUGCAUUGCUAAAGUUCUUUCAUCAUCAACAAGUGUUCAACAUAGGUACAAACAAGGAGAUUUAUUAUUUGGAUAUUUCAAUUGGCAACUUGUACAAAAGGUAACUGUUGGUGCAAAGUUUGAAACAAUUUAUCAAAUUGUAAAAAUUGAUCCCAAGUUGAAAGUUCCUUCAUCAAAUUACUUGGGUAUCUUGGGAAUGCCAGGAGUUACUGCAUAUCAUGGAUUUUUGGAUAUUUGUCAACCAAAGAAGGGGGAAGUUGUUGUUGUGAGCGCAGCAUCUGGUGCAGUUGGAAGUAUUGUUGGACAAAUUGCCAAAUUGAAAGGAUGUUUUGUUAUUGGAAUAAGUGGCGGUUCUGAAGAAGCCAUGAAAGAAUUGAAAUCUGCUGGAUUCGACUCACUGAUCAACUAUAAAGACUACCCAUCAACAUCCACACUGAAAACAGCUAUUGAAAAGGCAUCUCCUUCUAAGGAGGUUGAUUGUUAUUUUGACAAUGUUGGAGGAUACAUUCUCGAUGCUGUAACUUUGUGUAUGGCCAAAUAUGGAAGAAUGUCACUUUGUGGAGCUAUCAGCCAGUACAAUGAUACAGGUGCUGAGAUGGGACCUAGAAUGAAUUCUCUCUAUGUUGUUAGAGAGUUGAAAGUUCAAGGAUUUUUAAUUUCUUCCUAUCAGAAGCGAUACCAAGAAGCUGUUCAACAAUUAGCUCAAUGGACUUUGGAAGGAAAAUUGAAGGCCCUUGAAACCAAAGUUAAGGGAUUUGAAAAUACUCCUAAAGCUAUCAUUAGACUCUUCUCAGGAGAGCAAAAGCUCGGCAAAAUGAUUGUAGAUUGUGUUGAAUAA
Molecule: messenger RNA, 1257 nt
Organism: Naegleria gruberi
Lineage: Eukaryota; Heterolobosea; Eutetramitea; Acrasida; Naegleriidae
Exons: 5
Coding region: 1-1257 (418 amino acids)
Molecular function (GO): oxidoreductase activity, acting on the CH-CH group of donors, NAD or NADP as acceptor
Source: RefSeq, a predicted model, not a curated record